Messenger RNA from Lynx canadensis (Canada lynx), 3275 nucleotides. It is a transcript of the gene EXO1, whose product is annotated as exonuclease 1. Gene Ontology annotation, biological process: mismatch repair; DNA recombination. Gene Ontology annotation, molecular function: DNA binding; metal ion binding; 5'-3' DNA exonuclease activity. NCBI's taxonomy places the organism in Eukaryota, Metazoa, Chordata, Mammalia, Carnivora, Felidae. The record is from RefSeq and is a predicted model, not a curated record. Gene Ontology annotation, cellular component: nucleus.
AAAUUGAAAAGUCUUUGGUGCCCGGCUGCCACCCGGCCCUCUGUGAUCCGAGCCGCCUGCCUCGGGCGAGCUGGCCCAGGGCGAAAGGAAGCGUGUUCUCUGGAAUGGGCUUGCGGGCCGCUUGUGCACAGCCUGUGAACAGGAGUGGGGCGGCGAGGUCGCCGGUGUUGUAGCUGGCGUGCCGCUGGCGGGCGCCCUGAGAUGAUGCCUGCGCAGCGGCCCCCGGCCAUUCCCACCACGCUCCAGAGGAAACGUUUAUGCGAGCGUAUUUACGCAGCUUAGAAGAGGCAUCAGCUUCACAGAAUGUGUGUUACGUCAGUUUUCCUCAAAGUGGAAGAAAACUCUUUUUAGAGGCAUUGUCUGAGAGGUGGGAGGCUGAUUGUUUUUCUCAAACUGCGGCUUGAGGAGCACCUGCAGCCAGAUUACCUGGAUUUAAACGUCGGAAUCCCCCCACCUGGCUCCGCAGCUGGUGAAUGCGCUGCUGAACUAGAGCAUCCGAGUUUUGAUACAGCAUCAAGUUAACUUGGCACAAUGGGGAUACAAGGAUUGCUGCAAUUUAUCAAAGAAGCUUCUGAACCAAUCCACGUGAGGAAGUAUAAAGGACAGGUAGUAGCUGUGGAUACAUAUUGCUGGCUUCACAAAGGAGCUAUUGCUUGUGCUGAAAAACUAGCCAAAGGUGAACCUACUGAUAAGUAUGUAGGAUUUUGUAUGAAAUUUGUAAAUAUGUUACUCUCUCAUGGGAUCAAGCCUAUUCUUGUAUUUGAUGGAUGUACUUUACCUUCUAAAAAGGAAGUGGAAAAGUCUCGAAGAGAAAGACGACAAGCCAAUCUUCUUAAGGGAAAGCAGCUUCUUCGUGAGGGGAAGGUUUCAGAAGCCAGAGAAUGUUUUACCCGUUCCAUCAAUAUCACACAUGUGAUGGCCCACAAAGUCAUUAAAGCUGCCCGGUCCCAGGGAGUGGAUUGUCUCGUGGCUCCAUACGAAGCAGACGCGCAGCUGGCCUAUCUUAACAAAGCUGGUAUUGUACAAGCCAUAAUCACAGAGGACUCUGAUCUCCUCGCUUUUGGCUGUAGAAAGGUGAUUUUAAAAAUGGACCAGUUUGGAAAUGGACUAGAAAUUGACCAGGCUCGGCUGGGAAUGUGCAGGCAGCUUGGGGACGUGUUCACCGAGGAGAAGUUCCGGUAUAUGUGCAUACUUUCAGGCUGUGACUACCUCUCCUCACUGCGUGGGAUCGGGUUAGCAAAGGCCUGCAAAGUGCUGAGACUAGCCAAUAAUCCGGAUAUUGUAAAGGUCAUCAAGAAAAUUGGACACUAUCUUAAGAUGAAUAUAACGGUACCGGAAGAUUACAUCAAAGGAUUUAUUCGGGCCAACAAUACCUUUCUUUAUCAGCUAGUUUUUGAUCCCAUCAAAAGGAAACUCAUCCCUCUGAAUGCAUAUGAAGACGACAUUGAUCCUGAAACACUGAGCUACGCUGGGCAGUAUUUUGAUGAUUCCAUAGCUCUUCAAAUAGCACUUGGAAAUAAAGAUAUAAAUACUUUUGAACAGAUCGAUAGCUACAAUCCAGACAUUGCUACGCCUGCCCAAUCAAGAAGUCAUAGUUGGAAUGACAAAACAUGCCAGAAGUCCUCUAAUGUUAAUAGCAUUUGGCAUAGGAAUUAUUGCCCUAGACUUGAACUGAAUAUUGCUUCAGAUGCUAUAAGAUUGAAGGAAAGUCCAAGUACUGUGGGCAUUGAACAAGUGAUCAGUGUUAAAGGAUUAAAUCUUCCAAGGAAGUCAUCCAUUGUGAAAAGACCAAGAAGUGAGGAGCUGUCAGAAGACGAUCUGUUGAGUCAGUAUUCCCUUUCAUUCACAAAGAAGACCAAGAAAAGUAACUGUGAAGGUCAUAAAUCAUUGAACUCUGAAAUGUUCAUGCCUGACCUGGUAGAUGGAACUACUUUAAAAAAAAACAUAAGCACACCACCUACAAGAAAUAAAUUUGCAGCAUUACAGAGAAAAAAUGAAGAAAGUGGUGCGGUUGUGGUUCCAGGGACAAGAAGCAGGUUUUUUUGCAGUUCUCUGGAUUCUGCCAACUGUGUAUCAGCGAAAGCAGGCGGUGAGCCCCCAGAAAAAAGUGCUGUCACAGAUGAAGAGGCCAGUGUAGCUGAACCGGAGCGUCAGGAUGGCAAGAAGCUGGCUGGUCCGGAUGGAGCACGUAAUUCAGAUGAUGAGGUUCCAGAUGAAAGUUCUAUCGCAGAUGAAGAGACCAGUGUAGAUAAAUCAGACUGUCAGGAUGGCAAGAAGCUGGCUGGUCCGGAUGGAGCAUGUAAUUCAGGUGAUCAGGUUCCAGACAAUGCAACUAUGAUUGCUGACGACUCUCUAUGUUUGGAGACCAGCAAAUUCACAAGGACCAUCUCACCACCCACCCUGGGGACGCUCAGAAAUUGUUUUAGCUGGUCUGGAAGUCUUGGAGAUUUUUCACGAACUUCAAGCCCCUCUCCAGGCGCAGCACUGCAGCAGUUCCGGAGAAGGACCGAUCCCCUCACUGCGGCACCGGACCAGAGGGAAGCGUCUGCUGUGUCCCAGUUAAAGAGUGAGGAGUCUGGUGAUGGAGCGCCUCCCGUGUGGGCAGCAGCUUGGUGUCCAAAGUCUCAAGGAAGCCCAGAACUGUCACCACACAUUAAAGUGUCAAAACUGUCUCAGCCUUCUAGUAAGGAUUCCGAUUCAGAGGAAUCUGACUGCAAUAAUAAGUCAUUUGAGAAUGAAGGAAAUCUGCAAUCCAAGCUACAUUUAUCUCAGUAUUCAAGAAAAGUCACACUUCUAAAAAACAAGAUUCCCGGGCUGUAUAAAUCUAGUUCUGUGGACAAUCUUUCUGCGACCAGGAUCAAGCCUCUAGUUCCAGCCCGAGCCAGUGGGCUCAGUAAGAAGCUCAACAUCCAGAAGAGAAAUCAUCAUAAUGCAGAGAACAGGCCAGGAUUGCAGAUGAAAAUCAACGCUCUGGAAAAUUUUGGAUUUAAAAAAGAUUUUGAAAAGCUGCCUUCUUGUAAGAAGCCAGAUCCCCUGUCGCCAGUCAAAGACAACAUCCAACUAACUCCAGAAGCAGAAGAGGAUAUAUUUAACAAAUCUGAAUGCAUGCGUGUUCAGAGAGCAAUAUUCCAAUAAAUGCAGGCAGCUGGGAGGCUAUUGCCUGCAAGACAAUCUCUAUCAAUUUGAAGUGCUGUUUGGGAAAGGGGCAGUUACCAGACUGAAAGAUUUAUGCAUAGAUGUAAUGCCAUUUUUUAAAUAGAGUACAUUUUGUAUAU